AGGCUCCGGUGAAAAGAGCGGGAAAGUAGGGCAACAAUGGAGGGGGAGGAAGGUGGAAGCAAUUUACAGAGCCUCCUCCAUGCCAUUAAAGCUUCUGAGUCUAAUCAGAUUCUUGAUGCUCGUAUUCCGCUCGUCAAUCAACUUGAAGAGACAGGCGUAUCUAAUGGGUCUGAGUUAACAAGCAUUGCUGAAUGCCUUUUUACAUUGUGGGAGGAGUCUACAUGUACUGGGACCUCUCAUUGCAAGCUCAACAAAGCCAUUCUACAGGUAGCUGCAAAGUACUUAAAACUGGAAAACAUGCCUGAUUGUCUAUGCCAAUUUCUGAUUCUCGCAACAAAGGCAAGCAUAUGGUGUGGUAAACAUCUCCAUGAAAAUUUUUCUAAUGUGGAAGACUCUCUGGACGAAAGGCAUAGAGAACUUUUCUUUCAGUUGGUUCUGGAUUCAUUAAGCUUCUCCUCUGCCACCUUUUCAGCCUUGACAAGACAUCCCAUGUCCUUCGAAAAUGCCUUUGUGCUUGUCGUUGAGAAUUUCAUUGCUGAACAGCUGAACCUAUUGAAAGUUUCCAUCUCAGAGAUCAAGAGGUUGCAGUCCAUUGCAUCUGAAGUACUGAAGGCUGCACAAGAGAUCCUAGAUACUGCUGUCAAACUAUGUAAGGUCUAUUCUCAAGGCAUCAACUUGGAACCCUGUGAGACUACCAGUAAGGAAGAUGGUGAUCCUAUGGAUUGCAAAACCAUGGAUAACAGGAAUCAUGUCAUUAAUGUGACAUCUUGUACAAUAGAGAACUUUUAUAAAUUGGGAAUUCUUGCGGCUGCUGGUGGAGGCGGCCUGGUCUCUAUUCUUAAUGUAUCUUGGAAAGGAGUUGUCACUCUACUUCAACUGGAAGUUGGUAAAGCUAUUUUAGCUAAUAAAAUAAAUGUUGAAGAUAUUAUUCUCACUCUAGUAUCACUAGCCAGGGAAUCCCUAAAAUGCACAGCUGAAGCUUGGGCUCUCCCAUUCAAAGGCAGCCUGUCUGUAACUGAAGCGAAAAGGUCUUUCCUUCCCAUAAAGUUUUACUUAAUCAAUGCUGUUAGAAUUUGCUCUAGAUAUCCAUGCGAAGCUUCAAAAGUGUUCAAGGAUAUCAUGUUUUGUGUCUUGAGAAUAUCAACUUUGGGCCUUGAACUGAGAAAAGAAACAAAUCUUGGAACAGCAAGUGAUGCAUUGGCCGAGUUCUUGGAGCCCACGUCAUUUCUUCUCAUACAUACCUUAUUAAAUUCUUUAGAAUUGGAAAAUGAAUGUAAGUUACAGAUUCUGGACUCUUUGUUCCCAAUUGAUGUUGCUAAGCAGUCAAUGAAAUCAGAAGGAGACAUAUGUUCUAUUGACAACGAAAAAAUUGCCCCUGAUGAAGCUUUGGCAUCAAAUUGUGAAGAUAUCCCUAGUAUGAGGAACUUGAUACUUGGUCGGGUGUUUGUGCUCGUGAAUCUUCUCAAAAACUCUCCAGACCUUGGAGAAGAAGUGGUUUUCAUGUUGUCCAAGAAGCUAGAUUGGCUUUUGGAUGCCUUCAUUAAUGAAAAUGUAUAUUCGUUUACCCUGCUGACACAAAUUCCCCAGGUAUCUGGUUUGACCACUUCACCUGAAAUAGCUGUGCAGCCUAUGUUUUAUUACAUUCUGAAUUCACUGAAAACCUUCAUGAUUGUGGCUUCUUCUAGUUUAGCAUGGUUGGAGGUGGAGAAGUUUCUACUCUGCAAUGUUGUGCACCCUCACCCUCUCUGUUCAGAGAUUGUCACAGAGCUGUGGUGCUUUCUAGCCCAACAUGCUGAAAGAGAUCUCUUGAAUGAUACUGUUGAUAAACUCAGUUCAUUAAUCUGGACUUUGGCAUCAUCAGGACAAGGCCCUAUUCCUUCUUCAGCUCUAAGAAAGAUGGCGAGAUCAGUUUGUAUAGUUCUUAAUUGUACUCCGCAAUCUGCAAUUGACAGAAUAUAUGGUAGUUUCUUUGGUGAGGAUAAUGCCCGAAAUGGUGCUUCAGUAGCCCUCCACUUGGCCUUGUUGAUGGAAGGUUUUCCACUAGAUUCCUUGUCAGAGAACUUACGGAAGCUCGCUGUUAGGAGAGUCUUGACUGCAUUUUGUGGGUUUAUAGAAAGCAACAGUAAAAAUCUUGUAGAUAGAAGCUCGACAAGUAUCCCUGGCCUUCAUGGAGAACCAGUGUAUGCUUUAUCAUCUUUGUUCAGUCACAACCAGAUUAAAGGCCAUGAGAUUGACAACAAGUACAUCUGGCCAAUUCUAAGGUUCACAAUGACUGUGAUUCAUGGAUUCAAAAGCAUCACAGACACUUCUAAAAAGGAUCAAUACAUCCAAUUUCUUGGUCAAACCUUAGAAAUAAUCUCACAUAUCAAGCAAGCAUAUGCAUGUGAUCAGAUGCAUGAGCUCGUCUCAGAGCUUCUAAGUCUAUUCACUGCAUAUACGACCAUCUCUGAUGGCCAAUUGCACUUGUGUAAACCUGCGCUGGCUGCAUUCUUAGCAGGUUUAAGUCACAUGGAAAUAUCGGAGGGCGAGGAAUGCCCAUCAAGCCGUGCAAUUUGGGAACUCUAUCAUAACAUGCUGAGAGAGAAACACUGGGCGCUGGUCCACUUGGGGCUUGCUGCUUUUGGCAACUUUGCUGCUAGGACUUCUUGUAACCAACUGUGGCGCUUUGUGCCACAUGAUGCAGCUCUCUCAUUUGAGAUUGAGCAGGAGAGAGAACCAAAUGAAGAGAAUUUCAUGUCAGAAUUGAGGAAAUAUCUAGAGAGAGACGGUGCUCUUCUUGCACCGUCUCCAUGCAAAGACCAGCUUGGAUUGCUAGUGAGAGAGGGUGCAGUUCUUCGAGAAGUUAUUGAGAAGUUGGUUUGUGAGCCAAAGCGCAACGGGUUUGGCAAUAAUGGUCAGUUUCAAAAGAAGAGGAAGCUACCUGAGGGGAUUAAUGAGGGAAUCUCCUUGGUUCAGAGAGGGUUGAAGGCAAUGAGUGAUGGCCUUGCGAGGUGGAGGCAGCAAAACGACUGCCAUUCCAGUGAAUCUAGAGAGAUGCAAGAGGAGCUAUCGGUGCAUCUCUCUUGCCUUGAGGAUGUAGUUUCUCACAUGGCUAGUCUCGACGAGAGGGGUUGAAGAGUAGUUUGGUAAGAUUUCAUCUGUGAAACAUUUGUAGUUUUACUAACAAAUAUGAGAUCCGAAUCAAUGGAAAGUAUUUUGAGCUAUGAACAUUGUGGUAUUGGAGCUUUAGAGAGUGGGAGGAUAUGACAUGCUCUUUGUACAAAUAAGGAUAACAGCCAUUGCAGUGUCAGCCUGGAAUUGGACGGGCAGUCUAUAUUACAGCUAUUUUGAUUUGAUGGUGGAUCAUAUGUGGUAUGUGUGCAUCAGGAAAAUAUGGAUGGUCCAUUUCAGGUUUUAUUAUCAAGUUUUGGCACUAUCACUAGGGAUGAAGCAAAGUUUAAACUUUAAACAACAAAGAUGCACUUAAUUUGCUGCCACACCAAAAUGUGUUCUCUAUUGCUCUCUUGUUCUAGUUGAAUCACUAGAAUAUCAUGGGAUCGUUGAACAUUUUCUUGAGGGACAGAUUUGUGUCACUUACAACUUUGGGUUGUAUUUAUCUCCCAGGUUUUAUUGUUUGUGCCUUGUGUCUCAAUGCUCCACCACUCAAACCAAAAAAGCUUCGAGGUCCCCCUUGACUUACUACUUUGGCGAAGGAAAAGUGCGAUAUAAUCACGAGGACUAUUGGAAAACAAUGGUCCAUAAAACGUCCUCUGAGAUGAAGGCAAUGGAGCACUUUGUGAGGACAAACUUGACCAGAAUGACAGGCCUCACCAUGUCUUCAUAACCAUCCAUUUUCUCAGUGGACAGUGAUGCGCUGACUGGUUAUGCUUUAUCCACAUUCUCAGUAUUAAUUUUCUUUCUCAUUAACAAUUUCUCCACGAGGCUUUUUACAAACUUACAAACUAAUGUGGCUAAUUUUGUGCCCCUGCAGCCUAAUGCAUAUGGUGGGCAUUUGGUGACUAUGUUAUGGUGACACUAUUUUGCAGUAACCUACUCCAUAUGCAUUUUAAAACGUUAAUUGCAUGGGGACCAUGUUGGCAUGGAGGCACUCCCUUGAUAUGCCACAUUUUUUCAGAAGGCUUCAAAAAAUACUAAGUGUUUAGGCAGUUUAAUCCCCAUAUGGAGGGCUUGGUAUUUUUCUUCAUGAUGUACAUGUAAUUUCGAUUGGGGAUUUUAUGGUUUU
This is a messenger RNA of Amborella trichopoda, 4222 nucleotides long. Its product is annotated as holliday junction resolvase. The record is from RefSeq and is a predicted model, not a curated record. Lineage: Eukaryota; Viridiplantae; Streptophyta; Magnoliopsida; Amborellales; Amborellaceae.